AUGACAUUGAAACAGAUGCAGUCAAUUGUUGAAAAUGGUUUGCUUACAUUGUUAUAUAGGACCCUUAAGUUCUGCAAGAAAGUCGAGGAUGACUACCCGCUUGAGCGCGAGAGGGACAGACUAGGGAGGUUUCGUUCCCCUUAUUUCAGGUUCCAUAUUGAUACACCGGUGGAAGAGCACAAGAGGCCUCCUUUCCUCGUUCUGGAUCAUAUGGAUGUUUCUCUAUCUGAUACGUGGAAAAAUCAAGAAGGUCCCCCUUUGAAAGAAGCGAUUACCUCUGUUCUUGGUGCGUUGAAUAUCGUUUACUCUAGAAACUACAUUUACACCGGCAUCAAGCCAAAUGAAUAUCCUCCUCUCUAA
Microsporum canis CBS 113480 is the source of this 360-nucleotide messenger RNA. RefSeq lists its product as uncharacterized. The transcript is spliced from 3 exons. Lineage: Eukaryota; Fungi; Ascomycota; Eurotiomycetes; Onygenales; Arthrodermataceae. Bases 1 to 360 code for a protein of 119 amino acids. The record is from RefSeq and is a predicted model, not a curated record.